AUGCAUUCCCGGAACAAGCCACGCUGGCGCCGCGUACAGUGUUACUUUACCAGCCAGACUGGCUCGCAUGCCAGGGAUCUGCAUGAAUCCUUGUUCACUGAGGUGAUUUCGGCGAUCCAACCUGCCAUCGUUGCACUGAAGGUCACCUUCGUUGUGAGCUUCGAAGAUGAGCAAGCAGCGGUGGCUAUGGGAACAGGCUUUGUGGUCGACAAGCAGCGGGGCUUGAUCCUGACAAACAGGCACAUCACUGGUGUCGGGCCGGUGAGGGCAAUCGCCAUCUUUGAUCGUCACGAGGAGCUGGAUGCUGAGGUGGUGUACCGUGAUCCGGUGCAUGACUUUGGCUUCUUUCGCUACGAUCCUACAAAGCUGCGCUUCACGGAGCCUGCUGAGAUUGGUCUUUCUCCGGACGACCUUCGGGUUGGAACCGAGGUGCGCGUGGUGGGGAACGAUGCUGGUGAGAAGCUUCAGAUCCUCUCGGGGACCAUUGCGCGCGUGGACAGAAAUGUCCCGGAGUUCAACACGGUUUACAACGACGAGAACACCUUCUAUGCAGGCGCCGGGGCGGGGACGUCGGGCGGCUCCAGUGGGUCACCUGUGUUGAACAAGGAGGGGAAUGCUAUUGCGCUGAACGCGGCGGGCACCGAAGGUGCAGCGAGCGCGUUUUUCUUGCCCCUCAGCCGGGUGUGCCUCGCCUUGAGGCGGCUACAAGAUGGUUUGCCAGUUAUGCGUGGCACUUGCCAGGCCGCCUUCCUUUUCAAAGCUUUUGACGAGCUGAGAAGAAUAGGACUUCUGGAAGAGCACGAGCGAGCGAUACGCCGGCAAGCUGGUGAUGCCACUGGAAUGCUCGUUGUGGAUUCCGUGCUCUGUGAGCAAAGGCAGCUGCGACCAGGCGACAUUUUGCUGCGGCUGGAGAACAGGCAUUGUAUUGAUUUUGUCCAGCUGGAAGAAAUCCUGGAUAACAAGGUUGGGUGCGCCGUGGAAGUGCUUGUGUGUAGAGGUGGAAAGGAGAUAGCGAUGUCCAUCGAUGUGCACGACCUGCACUCAUUAAUUCCCAGAACUUACGUGGAGCUUGGCCUGGAUGUGGUCCACGGCCUUGGUUACCAUGCAGCACGGCGUGCGCACCUGCCGCUGGACAGCGGGAUUUACCUGGCUCGUCCAGGAUACGUUUUCGAAUCCUUGGGAUGCGAUUGGGGCUCCCUCAUCACUUCUGUAAAUGGAAAGCCCACGCCGUCCCCAGAAGCGUUUGUCAAAGCCAUCGAGCACAUCCCGGACAAACAGUAUUUCCCGGUGCAUUGGUAUGAUCUACGAGACUUUCGCAGAGACCGCGCAUUGAAGACGGGCUUCGCCAAAAUGUCCCGCGCCUGGUCACCCCUGAAAUUGUGGCAAUGCGCAUCUCCAGCGUCAUCGGCGAGCCCCGAGCAGUGGACCUCCCAGGAGCUGCCUGUGCCCUCCCUGCCACUACGGCGGCCUGAGCCCCCCGGCCGCGCUGCGAUCCUGACGGGCGGGGACCGCCUGGUGCGGGCACUGCAGACCUCGCUGGUCACUGUUAGAUUCCGCACAGACCAGCGUUUCUGCACGGAGGCACUUGAGUGUGCUUCCGCCGAGGGUGUGGGCUUGCUCGUGGAUGCAAAACAGGGCAUUGUCCUGACAGACCGGCACAGUGCACCCCAGUCCUUGGGUGCGAUUGAGGUCACCCUCGCCGGCUGUGUCACGGUAGACGCCGAGGUGUUCUUCAUUCACCCGCAGCACAACAUCGCCUUGCUUCGCUGUGACCCAAUAGCGGUUGCAAGUCUCAUCAAAGGAAAGCUGCCGUUGAAGUCCGCAAGGUUUGCCAAAGGAAAGAAGGCCAGUUUGCGCGCUGGCGAGAACGUCCACUUUGUUGGCUUCGACAGCCAGGUGCACUAUGCGACCAGUGGAACUGAGAUUGCGAGCUUGGAGCUUGAGCCGACUCAAACCGCACAGGAUAUCCAGCAGGAGGUCUUCAGGAUUACUGGAGCCCCCGUGUACAGACAACGCCUUCUUUGCGAAAGCGAGGUCUUAGACCCGAAGCGGCGACUGCAGGAUCUGGGUUUUGCGAAAGAGGUGAACCUGAACCUCAUCGUCCAAGAUGUGUCACUAGUUGCGACGGUUUCCGUAGAUGGUGGCGUGAAGAUCUGGAACGCUGAGACUGGGGACUGCACCCAAACCCUUGGUGGUGACCAAUCGGGCGUCAGGCAUGCUGCUUUUUCGGCAGAUGGGUGUACUCUCUUGACAGCAUCGAGGGAUUGCAAUGCACGCAUCUGGAAUAUUCUCACCGGAGAGUGUGUGGAGAUUCUCAAAGGGCACACCAAUGCGGUGUACACGGCCAUUUUCUCCGACGACGGUUUUUUUGUGCUGACUGCCUCAUACGACUGCACAGCUCGUCUCUACAGCGUCCUCACCGGGGAAUGCCUGAAGGUGUUUACAGGUCAUGGUGAUGGAGUGGUGACAGCAAUUUUUUCCAGAGACCGCCAGAGCGUCCUCACCGCCUCGGUUGACCGAACUGCGAAGGUUUGGGACAUCGAGACAGCCGAGUGCAUGAAAAGCCUGCAGCGGCCACGAGGUGAGGUGGUCGUGUCAGUCUUCAGCACCGAUCAGCGGAACUUGGCGCUGUCGACGCUGCAAGACGGCACUGCCAAGUGCUGGAACCUUUCCACCGAUGAGUGCAUGUUCAGCUUGAAGGGCCAUCGCACCUACAUCACCUCAGCAGUCUUGUCCCGAGAUGGCUUGACGCUGCUGACGGGGUCGUGGGAUCGAACUGCCAAACUAUGGAACCUCCAAGCUUCCAAGAAGAAAUGUAUUCGUACGUUUACUGGGCAUGGCAACGGAGUAGUGUCCGCAGAAUUCUCUGCAGACAAGUCGCAGAUCAUCACGGCGGCCUCCGAUGGCACGGCUCGAAUAUGGGUUGCUAGUGCUGGAGACUGCCUUCGCACGCUCAAAGGGCAUGGUGCCGUCGUGAACCAUGCAGUCUUCGCACCCAAGUAG
Messenger RNA from Symbiodinium natans, 3003 nucleotides. Lineage: Eukaryota; Dinophyceae; Suessiales; Symbiodiniaceae. The record is from the annotation of a GenBank genome assembly.